UCUCUUUCCCUUCCUUUCCUUUCUCCUCUCCAAAACUCUCUCUCAUUGUAUAUAAGAAAACUUCCUCUUCAUCUCAUUUCCUCUCUCUCUCUCUCUAGAUCUGCUUUUAUAUUUUUUUAAUUAUUUCUUUAUGUGAAGCUUCAAUAAUAUUCAUUCAUUCAUUCCUCCUCCAUUUCCUUCAAAUACAAAAAAAUCACAUUCCUUUCGGAAAUGGCCGAACCACCAUUGAAGCCAGUGCUGCAAAAACCUCCGGGAUUCCGAGACCAGAACUUCCCGACUCAAUCGGCUCCGAAGCCAGUUAUGCGAACACCGCUCCUUCCACAGUCCUACCACCCCAAGAAACGACGCAGCAGCAGGCGUAGCAGGGGCUGUUGUCGAUCAUGCUGUUGCUUUUUCUGUUGCCUAAUCCUAAUCCUGAUCGUCAUCGUCGGCGUCGCCUCCGCCAUUUUCUACCUUUGGUUCUUGCCGAAAACCCCCGUUUUCCGCCUCCAAUCCUUUCGGAUCCCACGUUUCAACGUGACUGUCAAACCGGACGGCACUUAUUUAGACGCACAAACGUUGAUUAGGGUUGAAGCCAAAAACCCGAACGGCAAGCUGUCACUGUUUUAUAAAGAUAUUCAUGUUAACGUAAACGUGAAGGUCGGGGCCAAGGCGGACCCAACUGAAUUGGGAUCGGGGAAGGUGGCCGGGUUCACUCAGAGGAAGAGAAAUACGACGAGCCUGAAGGUGGAGACUAAUGUGAAGAACCAGCUGGUGGAUGAUGGGGAGGGAGCUAAGCUUAAGGCAAGCUUUAAAAGCAAAGGGUUGGUGGUGAGCGUGGAGGCUCGGACUGGGUUGGGAUACAUUGUGCGUGGUCUGAAAAUAGGGCCACUUGGUGUGAAGGUGUUGUGUGGUGGUGUGAGCUUGAAGGGUCUUGAAGAUGGUAAAAUUCCCAAGUGUACCAUCAAUACGCUCAAAUGGAUAAACAUACAUUAAUGGGGUUGCCAUGCUUGAAGAUGAGUAAUGGUGGAAGAGUGAUUGUCAUUUUUACGAGGCAAUUUUUUUCUGGCAUACAUUUGUACCUAUACUCAGGAUUCUUACUAGUUUUAUCGUUUAUAUACUAAAAUAAUCACAUGCAAUAUUCUUUACUUGGUAAAUAAUUAAAAAAAAAAAAAAAAAAAAAAGGAUUGGAGGGCAUCUAUAACAGUCUGACUAGUGUCCAUGUCUAUGCUUUGGAUUCUUCUUAUGUAUAAUGGGAUGCACAUCAGUUGAAUUAUUUAUGGAAUUGUAUUUAUUUGUUUGUUUAAUUUUGGAUGGUAGAUUGGCACAUCAUCUACAUAGAUCUUGUUCUUCAUUUUGUUUUUUGAUAAAUAAAUUGAGAUUCGGUGUGGCCAGUUGUGAGGUA
Messenger RNA from Quercus robur (English oak), 1384 nucleotides. Its product is annotated as NDR1/HIN1-like protein 6. Gene Ontology annotation, cellular component: plasma membrane. Bases 211 to 975 code for a protein of 254 amino acids. Lineage: Eukaryota; Viridiplantae; Streptophyta; Magnoliopsida; Fagales; Fagaceae. The transcript has 2 exons. The record is from RefSeq and is a predicted model, not a curated record.